Pungitius pungitius (ninespine stickleback) is the source of this 2993-nucleotide messenger RNA. It is a transcript of the gene plat, whose product is annotated as plasminogen activator, tissue. The record is from RefSeq and is a predicted model, not a curated record. NCBI's taxonomy places the organism in Eukaryota, Metazoa, Chordata, Actinopteri, Perciformes, Gasterosteidae. The coding region runs from base 140 to 1960 and encodes 606 amino acids. Gene Ontology annotation, molecular function: serine-type endopeptidase activity. Gene Ontology annotation, biological process: smooth muscle cell migration; plasminogen activation. The transcript has 15 exons.
CCGGGCCGCUGCGAUAAAUACUGGCAGGAGAGGGGUCCAUGAGCUCAGUACCAGCGACGAGUCCCGCUACGGAGGCACCGAGGACAAGUCAGCGGUCCGCGAGACUUCCAACUGCUAAUUGAAGACCACCCGAGAAGCCAUGAACAGAACACUGAUAUUGCUCCUGUCUGCUCUUUGCUGCUGCCUAGCGGACAAUGUGGAGCUGCUCCGCUCUAAGAGAGGCACUCGUUUCUACAGAGGUGAGCCCGACAGGCGGCCAGCCAGACGGACGCUUUUCAUUAUUCAUGUCCAGAAGUCUUCACCCUCCUUUGAAAACUCCUUACAUUGUGUGGAUGCUGAGACCUCAGCAGUCCAUAGUUUUGGGGACACUUGGCUGCGAUGGAGGGGACAGCGCGUGGAGUAUUGCCGUUGUGCGUUAAAAGGACGAGAGCGUUGUCAUGUUGUGCCCGUCAUCAACUGCUACGUGUCUCAGUGCUACAACGGAGGAACGUGUAAGGAGGCCGUGUACACGUCGGACUACAUUUGCCAGUGUCCCCCAGGCUACAGUGGGACUCAGUGUGAGAUCAACUCCAAUGAGAAAUGCAUUGUGGGGCCGGGUGAAGGGUACCGCGGCACAUGGAGCAUCAGCCAUUCGGGAGCGGAGUGCAUUAACUGGAACGCCACGUCUCUGAGGGGAAGGAGGUUCACCGCUAGGAAAGUCGAUGCCAGCGGUCUUGGACUGGGCAAUCACAACUUCUGCAGGAACCCUGACCACGACAGCACUCCUUGGUGUUAUAUCUAUAAAGGCACUCAGAUUGCUUGGGAGUUCUGUUCCAUGUCCAAAUGUCCAGAAGAUGACCACACAGAAUGUGUACGGGGCUCAGGUCGGUCAUACCGAGGCACGGCAUCCGUCGCGAAGAGCGGCUCCCGCUGCCUCCCCUGGGACUCGCCAGCUGUCAAGCACAAGCUGAAUAACGCGUGGAGGUCCGACGCAUUGGAUCAGGGACUGGGCAGCCACAGCUUCUGCAGGAAUCCAGACGGAGAUGCAGGUCCGUGGUGUCACACAUACAAGAGCAUGCAGCUGACCUGGGAGCUGUGUAACAUUCCGAAAUGCGCGAGACGUCCAUUGGUCAGCAGCACUCUGGGCCCACGCGCCCCCACCACCAACAACAAUAAUGGAGCAACAUGCGGGCAGCGCUUGGACAACACGCUGAAUCGCCCGUCGUUUCGCAUGUUCGGGGGGAGAGAGAGCGACAUCACGGAGCAGCCAUGGCAGGCGGCCAUCAACGUUUACCAGGCCCGUCACAGAAAGCACUUUCACCGCUGUGGAGGGGUCCUCAUUGACUCCUGCUGGGUCCUGUCUGCUGCACACUGCUUCGAGGACAACGUCAAAGCAGAAAAAUUGGAAGUGAUUUUAGGAAGAACAUUUCGGGAGCAGAAUUCCAGCAGCGAGCAGAUUUUCAAGGUGGAGAAGUACUGGAAUCACGAGGAAUUCCACAACUUAACAUUUGACAACGACAUCACCCUUUUGAAGCUGAAGACGGAAAUUGGCAUCUGUGCUGUAAACUCUCCAGAGGUUCUUCCGGCGUGUCUGCCUGACCGUGGGCUGGUGCUGCCCGACUGGACCGAGUGUGAGAUUUCAGGCUACGGAAAAGACUCUGAAUUUGCUGCAGAGUACUCUGAGCGAGUUAAGAGGGGUUUUGUCCGCUUGUGGCCCAAAGAGCGCUGCGUCCCAGACGUGCUGUCCCAACGCCCCAUCACAUCCAACAUGCUGUGUGCGGGGGACACCCGAGGCCUGGACGACGCCUGCAAGGGAGACUCUGGAGGCCCGCUGGUCUGUCGGAACAACGACAAGAUGACUCUCAUGGGUGUGAUCAGCUGGGGCGACGGCUGCGGGCAGAAGGACAAGCCUGGGGUCUACACCCGCGUCACCCAUUACAUCAACUGGAUCAAGAGCAAAAUCAAGGCAAACCCCGUCUAAAGGAAGAGAGACUGCAAAGACGACGUGGAUGGACGAGCGUACCCAUGAAACGCUUGGACGGCUCACCAGAGAGAACGACCGGAGAGGGCAGCAGGACUCUUGGUUCUGAAGUUCAUCUGUUCAUCUGAAUCCAAACUGGUGGAGCGUUUUAACCAGGAUCUCGUGUUCUGGUUCUGACCGUGUUCAGUGUGACAGCAGCAAGUGGGAGAGAACAGAGGACAGACUCUUAAUGACGCUAACAUACAUAUUUUUCUCUUCAUUCAAGCAAGCUACUCUUGCGUUUCAUGAAUACUUUGUCCAACAAAACUUGAGGUUCAGGAAAAUUAGUGGAUAUCUGGCUAUUCCUUUGCUCAUUUGGGCCGGCUUUGUGCUCGUUUAUACAAAUAAGUCUCAAUUGGUGCACUUUUAGUCCAAAAGCACACUCUACUCCACACUGCACAGGAUUUUGUUUUUACACAUUGCAGUAAAUCACAUUUUUUGUUAAGGUUUCGUGCAAAGAUUGUGUCGUCCAGAUGUCAGGUUAGGUUGCCUCAAUUACAGAUGUUACACAUCAGCUCUUUACAAGUUCCAGACCAAAACAAAACAGAUCUGCUGGCUCAGAUUGAACUUCUUUUUUUUUUGCUGCCUUGUAGAUUUGGACAGGUGGAAGUUACGAAACACUGACUCAAUUCAAGAAAUUGUUCUUUUUCUUAUGAUUUGGUUUUAAAUGAGAUUUCCAAAACACUCCUUGCCAGACACAUGGGUUGAUCCCAGCAUGUAUAUAACAGGUAUAUUGUCUGAGUAUUACUUUUUAUAUUGAAAAAGACUCGGGUCCGUUCUUUUCGGUUCUACAUUAAAAUUGCUUGUGGCUCCAUAAACACCCUAAUUUUGUUCUGUGACUAGAUUUAGUUCUUUUUUUUUUACUAAGUUAAUAUUUAUGUGUAUUUUAUUUUAUAUUGGAUAAACUACUUUGUAGUGUGUAGUUUGAUAAUGUAUUGUCUCUGUUAUUAUAAUCACAUGUGGCAACAUACACCUUUGUCAAUAAAUAAUAUUU